Solanum stenotomum is the source of this 1307-nucleotide messenger RNA. Its product is annotated as protein PIN-LIKES 3-like. The record is from RefSeq and is a predicted model, not a curated record. Bases 27 to 1274 code for a protein of 415 amino acids. Gene Ontology annotation, cellular component: membrane. NCBI's taxonomy places the organism in Eukaryota, Viridiplantae, Streptophyta, Magnoliopsida, Solanales, Solanaceae. The transcript is spliced from 10 exons. Gene Ontology annotation, biological process: endoplasmic reticulum to cytosol auxin transport.
UUUGAGGUUGUAGAAGAGUAUUUACUAUGAACAUUCAAGAAUUGUUUUUGCUGGCGUUAAUGCCUGUUCUGAAAACGCUGUUGAUUGCGGUUGUUGGCUUAUAUCUUGCCUUGGAUCAUGUGAGUAUUUUGACUGCAGAAGGACGGCACCAUCUGAACAAUCUUGUAUUCUACGUCUUCUUUCCAUCACUUUGUGCUAGUGGUCUCAUCAGUUCAAGUACAGCAACGGGAAUAUUUUCUUUGUGGUUCGUCCCCGUGAGUAUUCUUAUUACCUUUCUUGUUGGAUCAGCUCUCGGGUGGAUACUUGUCAAAAUCACUAGAACGCCUCAGCAUUUGCACGGCCUUGUUAUUGGCUGUUGCGCGGGAGGAAACAUGGGGAACUUGCCUGUCAUUAUCAUCCCAGCCAUCUGUGCCGAGAAAAACAAUCCGUUUGGAGAUUCAUCUACAUGCUCGAUAAAUGGGAUGGGCUACGUAUCUCUCUCUAUGGGGAUAGGAGCUAUUGGCAUUUGGUCGUAUGUAUAUAAUAUCAUACGGGCAUAUGGAAAAAGGGAUGAUGGGGAUGUCUCAGCCUACUCCAAAUUAAGAGAAAAUAGUCACACUGAAACGUCAAAACGAGCCUUGGAUAGUACUACACAAACAUUGCUACCAAGUAGCAAUUCGAAAGGUGAUGAAGUUUCAGCUGAGCUUAUUUACCAAAGAUCCAUGGACGAAACCAAGGUCUCGAUACCUACUAUCAUUGAGAAGAAGGUGAAGUUGUUGGCGGAAUAUAUCGACCUGAGUGUUCUUUUCAGACCACCUACAGUUGCAACGGUUAUUGGCAUUAUCAUUGCUUCAAUCUCUCCCAUCCAAAAUUUCAUGGUUGGCUCUGGUGCUCCACUUCGUUUCGUUGAGAGUUCUGUUGUUUUGCUAGGGGAGGCAGCAAUUCCAUCCAUGACUAUUAUAAUGGGCGCGAAUCUUCUAAGAGGUUUCAAGCGAUCAGGAGUGGGAAUCUGGCUUCUUUUCGGGAUCAUUGUUGUUCGAUUCGUUAUCUUGCCUAUCAUCGGUGUGGCUGUUAUUACAGUUGCAAAAAAUCUAGGCCUGGUGGGAACAGAUCCUUUAUAUCACUUUGUUCUUCUGCUUCAAUACGCAGUUCCACCUGCAAUGGCUAUAGGUACCAUCACACAGUUGUUUGAAAUUGGUGAAACUGAAUGUUCUGUUAUCAUGUUCUGGAAUUAUGCUGUGGCAGCAGUUGCUCUGACCCUUUGGUCCACAUACUUCAUGUAUAUUUUGUCCUGAUCAGUACUUUUUAUCCGACGGGAGCCUUGACGC